Aspergillus calidoustus is the source of this 1713-nucleotide messenger RNA. NCBI's taxonomy places the organism in Eukaryota, Fungi, Ascomycota, Eurotiomycetes, Eurotiales, Aspergillaceae. The record is from the annotation of a GenBank genome assembly.
AUGUCCGAUCCUAGCACACAGGUUGCACCUGUGGACCGACUCCCCAUGGAGAUUUGGGACCAGGUUCUCCUAGACCUCAUGGAUGUCGAAUACCAGUUGGACCCACACCCUCACCUUGUGACGGAGAGAUUCCCAGCUGAAAUCUGCGCCGUAAGUCGCCGGUGGCAUCAGCGCUUCAACCCCAUCCUAUACCACCGAUUUGACUUUAAAAACCUCCUCCGAGAGAUCAAACCACUCUGGUGCCUGUUGCGCACGCUGGUUGCUCGUCCCGACCUCGCGGCGCUUUUCCGCGAGAUCACCAUGUUCAGCCCGCGCUUCCCCAUUGAUUUUGCCAAUCUUGAGAGCCCGGAUGCGAAACAGCACAUGACAGACCUCUAUGCGCAAAAUGUCGACAUGGUCCGGCAGGCCAUGAUCCAGGCUCGAUUUGAUCUCGCUGCGCUUCCCGGAGGCGAUUUGAUCCCGUUGGCGACGAGAUAUCUAAGCUGUGAUGUGAACGACCUCGACGGAAAUUAUCAUCUGAACCAUGUUGCCGCCCUACAGGCCCUGAUUUUGGCGCAUGUGCCGAAGAUCGAACGCUUGAGUCUGCAAACCUUGGCUAACGAUCCGUUUCUCGAAAGAAUCCUCGAUGUCGCGAGAGCGCCCAGCGACAGAAACAGUCCUGGUAUCGCCUUUCAGCACCUGGAAACCCUCAAUGUCGCCCCGAACAGUGUCCGUGAUCCUUACCUCGGCAGCUCAAGGAUUAUUCACAACGGCCAGGCAGUUUUUUCCGGCAAGCGUCAGUAUCACCGUCUGCCCAAGCUGACAGAAUUCACGCUUCUGGAAGGCCGGAUCGACCCCAACGCAGUGCAGCACCGAACCGCGCUCAGGAAACUGUCGCUGCCCGAGAUUCAGAAUUACCUCCCUCAGAUCACGCCGUUGUUGAGCUUAUCCUCCGAUCUCCGGCAGCUCUCCAUCAGCAGCAGCUACGAAAGGGGACCCGUCUUCCACAACAAAUUCUGGGCCGCCAUCGCGCACUUGAAAGAUCAACUCGAGUACCUCGACUUCUUCGAAGCCCCCUACCCUUACAUGCCCAACCAAACACGGUACUUCCACGAGGUCGACGAGAAGUUCUCCCUCUGCCCACCUCUGCCCAAAUUCACCAAACUGCGCGUCCUCAAAACAAACCCUUUGGUCCUUUACGGCCACAACUGCAAGAAGCACGAGACGCACGGCGAGACAGAGGAGACGGCCGAGACGCCCAACAAGCUAGCAAGCCACAUGCCCCCGAACCUCGAGUCCCUCGGCCUCUACGUCAAGCGCUCCGCCUGGAUGUCCACAUACAUCAAAGAGCUCGAGACCGAACUCGAAGGAAUCGUCCUCGACGCCGUCCCGCGCAGAAAACUCACUCACAUCAUGGCCGACAACACGGACCGCGUCCCCUUUGACAAGAUGCGUGCCGCCGCAGAGAAGCACAGGAUCCCAUUUGUCGGACCCAGGGAGGCGAUGGCAUGCGGUGGCCGCGACACGAUUUUCGCGGACCAGACCAGGCCCGGAAGUUCCGCGGCUGGGAUGAACCUGAAUAUGUUUAGGUAUAUUUAUUUUGCGAAUAUGAUACCGGUGAGGAUGAAGGUGCAUUCGAUUGCGGGGAUGUUGCAGAAUGUGCACGAGUGGAAGAGGAAGCGUCAGGAUCCGCCUGCUUUCUGGAACGCGGGUGCGAAGCGGGCGAGACAUUGA